This is a messenger RNA of Neurospora tetraspora, 1358 nucleotides long. RefSeq lists its product as uncharacterized. The transcript is spliced from 2 exons. Bases 217 to 1341 code for a protein of 374 amino acids. Lineage: Eukaryota; Fungi; Ascomycota; Sordariomycetes; Sordariales; Sordariaceae. The record is from RefSeq and is a predicted model, not a curated record.
AGCCUUCGGCUUGGUCACUCGCAUAUCCUUCGUCAUACAAAAACGCGCUGUUGCUCUCGCGAACCACAGCAGCUCUCGACCAUUCUUGCAGGGCCCCCAACAGGUCGUGGUCGAUAACGUCCAAGAGGACGAUCAAAGUCCCUUGAAUCCCUAAGACACAUCCAAUUCCACCAACAACAGCAACAAACUCGCGUCGUCAACCACCACUCACCCAACAUGUCUCUCACAGUAACCUCCGAAACCCAAAAGAUGCCUUCCGCCUCCUCCCAACCAACCUCCUCCCCCUCCUCCUCCGACGAGCCCGUGACGACGACCUCCUCCCAAGUCAACAUGGUAAUCCGCCAAGACCCCUUCUACAUAACCCUCGACGCCUCCGCCCUCCUCGCCGUCUCCAUCCUGACCGUCCUGGGGAUGCACUUCGUGCACCGCGCCCUGCUCGAAGCCACCGUCAUCUCCGUGCCCAUCAUGUUGCUGAUCCACAACGACUACCUCAACUUCCUCAAGCUGGGGCCAGGCGGCACCCCUCCCACUCCUGCCGGAUACGCCCGCUUGACGUUUUACCGCUUGUUCACCAUCCGCGACCCGUUGCAGGCGCCUGAGAGGGAUCCGAGUCAGCUUCCCUCGGCGGGGAUCCUGCACAUGGCCAGCAAUAAUACCAAUGAUCCCACCACCGGACACAACAACGACAAAGCAGCAGCCUCCGGCCAACAAGGCCAAGGCCAAGGCCUCCUCCCCUACCGCCCCGGCCCCCGCCCCUCCGUCGCCGGCCUGGCCCCGCAGAGACAACUAAACCAAGCCGGCCCCCUCCCCAUUUACAACGCCCUCCGCAGUUCCCUCGAACGACUCACCGCCCGCCACCCAGAAAAAUUCGUCACCGCGACAUCUUGUCUCGAAAAACACGGCUUCGCCCUCUUCUCGCGUCACCCGGUCAACGUGUGCGGCAACGGCGAGAUCUGCCAUAUCCAUACGCACUCGGACAGGAGCAUGCACAUGAGCUUGCAUCCGGAUGAUAUCAAGGAGGUGUUGGAGAAGGGGUGGGGGGAGAGACAUCCUAUGGCUUGGUCGACUAGAAGAUCAAGUGGUGGGAGUGGGAGUGGGAAGGGGAACGGGAACGGGAAGGGAACUUCUGGAAAAGCAGGGGGAAAGGGGUCAUGGUGGGGGGCGACGGCGGCUGGGUGGUGGCCGGUGAGGAGUCCGGUGCCGGAGACUUUUACUAUGGUUUAUGCGCCUAGAGAUGAAAAAGAUUUGCGAAUUGUUUGCAAGAUCAUCGAGGCGGCGAUUUGGUAUACUGCUUGCGAAAAGGUUGAGAUCGUGCCCGAGUCCGCUGAGGCUUCAGUUUGAGGAAGGAUGGUGUUGGU